Molecule: messenger RNA, 2986 nt
Organism: Manduca sexta (tobacco hornworm)
Lineage: Eukaryota; Metazoa; Arthropoda; Insecta; Lepidoptera; Sphingidae
Exons: 1
Coding region: 91-2850 (919 amino acids)
Molecular function (GO): protein binding
Source: RefSeq, a predicted model, not a curated record
UUACUGGCUGUCAUGUGUUUCUGAAUAUAAAAACUUCAAAAAUAGUUUUCACAACUUAUACGUUUUUUAAAGAUUUUUAAAAACCUAGAAAUGCCAUCAAAUCCAAAAAAAUCAAAGAUGACGGACAAGUCCAGUGUUUGCGGAGAAUCUGAUUUAUAUUACAUUACUCCACGUAGUGUGAGUUUAUCUUUAUUACUGCAAGGAGAAUCUCCAGGGCCUGGAGAAUGGGCAUUUUUGGUAAUAUUUAACGGUCAAGUUAUACUAGACGGAAAGUGGCAAAAUGGAGCACGAAUCAGUUCAGAAGCAUUGCCUAUGAAUCUCAAAGAAACUUAUUUUCAAGUUUUGUUAGCAGAUAAGCCGUUGAUAUUUAUUUUGCGCAUUAUUGGAGGAAAAGGUGCUAAGGAUCCUGAUCCAUUACUGAACUUGGACAAUCGAGCUGGAGCUACAGUAGAUUUGUUCCCCUUGGUACUAGGAGAAGAAGAAAUAUUUAUUAAUGUACCAAUUUUAUUAAUUAACACUGGAGAGCCUUGUGGAUGUUGUGUAGAAGUUCGGGCUGAAUCAUGUGGCAUUACGGAAAUAAAAAAGAUCCCUUUGACAAUGACGAUGCUUUCUGCGCAUUGCUUACCUUAUACUAAGGACGGAACUGUAUAUCUAUCAGCUGUAGGUUUAGACAAAGUACUAGAUCGUGCAGCUGUUGAUUUUAGCACAUCUAUAAGUUUUCCGCAAGCUGAGAAAAUUGUUUGGGCGUCUGUCAGUAAUGCGGGGCAGGCAGCAAAUUCACAUUACAAUGUCCCUCACGAUGAUAAAUUCAUUCCAGAAGACUUUGAACCUAAGGAUAAUGAAAUGUGCCGUUCAUUUUAUUGGAAUUCCAUGAGAAGAGUUUUGGUCGACCCUACAUUACUAAGAAAUAGACUUUCUACUCCACUUUUAAUAGAAGUAGCAGGGGUUCCUAGAUUUGGUAAGAUUGAUGUAAGAGGACGUUAUAUGGGAUGGAUUGACGCUGGUGUACUAUUAGAAGCAGGGCAAUACAGUGUUACGACUUGCACGAAAUUACUAUUCUUUAAUGAAGCUGAUUUACCUGAAAACGUUAAUCCUUUAUUGGAACUUCCCCCUACUAGCGCGAAAGCCAGCGCUCGUGAGAGCGAUAUGAUAUUUGAUGAAUAUGGUCAUAACGCGUACAUUGUCAUGAAAUUUGAUUUGUCAGAACCUUUGGUACCUAAACAAAAAAUGUCAUUUCUUUUUGACACGUUAGGAUUUUCUCCUCCUGAAGGUAUUGCGACACCUCUUGACGGUUUAGAAGGAAUAGCGCCACCAGAGGAUCUUUCUAUUGAUGUGAGACGCAUCAGGAAGGAAGGGGGAGCAUUGGCUGUACAUAAGGAACUCGGUGGGCUGGCUUGUAGAGGCGCAGUACCAAUGAAUCAGGGAAUUAAACGCACAGCUGCUAACCGUUUAUUGAUGCGAAUAAGAUCUAUGUUGAAGCAGUUUCCUCCCGGUGACUGUUCAGAAAUAGAGUGGCAGGAUACAGUGACUGCACAACACGCCGCAUGCAGACGAGCAGUAACUUCUUCAUUUGCUCCACAACCUCCUCCGGUACGCCAAACGACACCAUCAGCUGCAGCAAGAUGUCGUAUAGCAGGAGACAAUAGACUAGCUGCAAUACAUACAGAAGAAAAUCUUAAAGCAGCUGGGGAUCAACCUCGCGUAUUACUUUCAAAAGCAUUACGUUGCCUGGAAGAAAGAAAUGACAUAGAUGCUAAAAAUUACAUGCUCGAAGCUUUAAGUGCUCAAGCAAGGAACAAAUUUGUAUUGUGGGCUUAUGGAGCACAAGAAUUUGAUGCAGGUCCCGAAGGUGCCGAAACAACUUCUGCAGCAUUUCGUAUUGCUGUGAAGGGUGAUUAUUCUGAUGGGACUGGCAACGCAAUUGGUUGGGCAGCUUUGCACGCUCUAUACCACCAUUGGGACAACGCGCAUGCAGCUUUUGUAUCAUCUAAGAAAAUGAGAAAAUCAUAUGAACUUCCAAGAGAUUGGCACAAGUUUUUACAACGUUGGAUUGAUACAAGUGGGGAGGAAGAGGUGUUCUGGAUUCCGUCAGUAAUUGCUUUUGAUAACCCUAUGUUGAUAACAGCAGCAUUCUUUCUUUGCCUUCGGUGUUAUAAAUUCGUGGACAGAAUUCUCCAGUGUGUAGAACAAGGCUGCGCAACUCGGGGUUGUCGUCACGGCACACAGCUAAAAAUGACCUCCGAUAUUUAUUAUUUGAAAGCGGCUUCUUUUCUCUUAAAACGACAAUAUGAUGAGGCUAUGAAUAUUACUAUACAAGGAAUAAAGAAUUUCGGUCCUUCGCCCAUGAUGUCGCAAAUGCGUACAAGUUGCCUAAUGAGUGCUCGGGGCUGGGACGGCGAGUGUGCAUUCGCACUGAAAGAAGCUGAGAAAGCUGGGGCUUUAGUUACUCCCGCGAUACUAUUGCAAGCAGCUCUCAAUGGCUUUAAGAAGAAUCCGAGAGCGGCUUUGCAACGAGCGGCUCGCGCACAUAAAGCUGCACCGAGUGGACAUUCAGCGCUCAUAAUUGCCCGAAUCUAUGCAAGAUUGAACGAAGAAGUAUUGGCAGAACGUUGGGCAGCAGCUGCUGUCAAGUUAGAGCCUCAACUGUCCGACGGCUGGGCAGUAUUAGCUUUGCUAGCAAUGUAUGAGAAGAAUUUAGACAAAGCUAGAGUGAUGUUGCGUACAGCGAGGCAGGUCGGUCCUCUCAGUCAGGAUAUAGACGAAGAAGUGGGGAAAGUAAUGGAUGUAGUGCAAUUAGAAACUUUGCCAGACUCGUUGGUUAAGAAUAUCUGCUUCUGUGAAUAUUAUUGAGUUUACUUUGCAAAGGUACUUUAUUUAAUAUUGGAGCUAAUAUUACAUAAUUACUUUAAAGCAGUUACGCUUCAAACUUGUUUUAUGUAGCUGGUGGGGAAGUGCAAUAACACAAUGUGGCCGAAAGUUUACAGUU